AUGCCUCGUCCCAUCUCUCGGGCUCGCGUGUCGAGCGAAGCCCCCUCCGAAACAUCGUCAUCGACAUCACCGGAACGAACCGCAGACGAUGACACCGACUUCUUUAUGGCCCAGGCCAACGACUCGCAGUCCUCGAUCGGUGUCACCAACUUCCGCGAUUCUCAUGUGCAGAGCAGUCGACUCUUUCCUGUGCCUCCGAUCGGCCGCCUCCCACCCGAGAUUUUGAUCGCCAUUUUCUCCAAGCUCGUCUCGCCCCUCGACAUGCGGAACUGCAUGCUGGUGUGUCGCAACUGGGCUGCGAACUGCGUGGGGAUUCUGUGGCACCGCCCGUCCUGCAACAACUGGGAUAACCUGAAGAGCGUGGCUGCAUCUGUCGGGGAACAGGACAGCCUCUUUGCCUAUGCGGAGCUCAUCAAGCGGCUCAAUCUGUCUGCGCUGACCGAGGAUGUCAGCGAUGGCACGGUUCUUCCGUUCGCACAGUGCAAGCGUGUAGAGCGGCUGACGUUGACGAAUUGCUCCAAGCUUACGGAUAAGGGCGUAUCAGAUCUGGUGGAGGGUAAUCGACAUCUGCAGGCGCUGGAUGUCUCCGAUCUGCGCUCUUUGACUGACCACACCCUUUACGUGGUAGCUCAAAAUUGCCCGCGUCUGCAAGGUCUGAAUAUCACAGGCUGCUCCAAGGUGACCGAUGAUUCGCUGCUGGUUAUAUCGCAGAAUUGUCGCCAGAUUAAGAGGUUAAAACUCAAUGGCGUCUCUCAUGUUACUGACCGGUCAAUCAUGGCCUUUGCGGAGAGCUGUCCGGCCAUUCUAGAGAUUGAUUUACAUGACUGUAAACUCGUCACUAGUCCAUCAGUAACGGCGCUGAUCACCACACUCCGUCAUCUCCGAGAACUUCGCCUUGCGCAUUGCUCAGAGAUCAACGAUUCGGCCUUCCUCAAUCUCCCGGAGCAUAUGACUUUCGACAGUCUGCGCAUCCUCGAUUUGACAGCAUGCGAGAAUGUCAAGGAUGAUGCAGUGGAGCGCAUUGUCAGCGCUGCUCCUCGACUGCGAAACCUGGUGCUGGCCAAGUGCCGGUUCAUCACCGAUCGCUCGGUUCAGGCUAUUUGCAGGCUGGGCAAGAACCUUCACUAUGUUCACCUCGGCCACUGUUCAAAUAUCACCGACUCGGCAGUGAUUCAGCUCAUCAAGUCUUGCAACCGCAUUCGAUACAUCGACCUGGCUUGCUGUAACCGCUUGACAGAUACAAGUGUGCAGCAAUUGGCCACUCUGCCCAAGUUGCGUCGCAUCGGUUUGGUCAAGUGCCAGGCCAUUUCGAACCACAGUAUCUUAGCUUUAGCUCAUCCACCCCGAGCUAACCACCCGAUGGUCAGCAACCUAGAGCGUGUACAUCUGAGCUACUGUGUUGGCUUAAAUAUGGAAGGCAUUCGGCCAUUGAUCAACAAUUGCCCGCGACUCACCCACUUGAGUUUGACAGGCGUCCAUGCUUUCCUGGAAGACAAAUACACUGCAUUCUGCCGAGAAGCUCCUCCAGAGUUCACACAACAACAACGAGACGUCUUCUGUGUCUUCAGUGGCGAGGGCGUGACCCGACUCCGUGAAUACCUGAAUCGAGACACCGGACCGAUGCGAGAAGAGACGGAGGCCACCAUGUACGAUGACGACGAAGAGCUGGACGAAGACGAGGGCCAGGUAACCGGACUGAUGCAUGCGACAGACCUCAAUGACGAAGAUUAUAUUGAUGUCGGGCCUUCCAACGAAUGA
This is a messenger RNA of Penicillium cinerascens, 1758 nucleotides long. Its product is annotated as putative ubiquitin ligase complex F-box protein GRR1. Gene Ontology annotation, cellular component: SCF ubiquitin ligase complex. Bases 1 to 1758 code for a protein of 585 amino acids. Gene Ontology annotation, biological process: SCF-dependent proteasomal ubiquitin-dependent protein catabolic process. The record is from RefSeq and is a predicted model, not a curated record. NCBI's taxonomy places the organism in Eukaryota, Fungi, Ascomycota, Eurotiomycetes, Eurotiales, Aspergillaceae. The transcript has 3 exons. Gene Ontology annotation, molecular function: protein binding.